Amphibalanus amphitrite is the source of this 2273-nucleotide messenger RNA. Its product is annotated as flocculation protein FLO11-like. Bases 92 to 1819 code for a protein of 575 amino acids. The record is from RefSeq and is a predicted model, not a curated record. Lineage: Eukaryota; Metazoa; Arthropoda; Thecostraca; Balanomorpha; Balanidae. The transcript has 3 exons.
GUGUGGCAGACGGCGGCGGACGGCGGGGACACAGGAGCAGCAGCCGACGGACACCGAUCGACACGGCCGAACAGCUCCCACACAGUCAGAGAUGGCGGCCUGCGGUGGCGGCGGAUGGCGGCUGGUGACGGUCUGCGCCGCCUGUUCAGUGCUGCUGACAAUGGUCGGCGGGGCCGCGCUGCCCAGCGACGGUCGGCGUCGGAAGCGCAGCACGCAGAUCAUCUCUCCGCACGCGGCCGGCGCUGCGGCGGACCCGGCGCGCCGCGUGCACAUCCCCGAGGCCUGGCUGGGCUACCUGCGCGGCGUGCGCGGCAGCGGCGCCCUGGGCGCGCCGGCGCCGCAGAAGCAGAGCAAGGCGGACGUGGUGUCUCGUCCGCUGAUGGUGAUGGACGCCGCCGAGCCGCUGACGCCGCAGCAGGAGGCCAUGGUGAGCAGCAUCAUCAGCUCCACCAUGAACGGCGGCUUCAGCGGCACCAACACAGCCGUCUCCGUCUCGGAGCGCUACCCGGGCCUGCAGGGCUACGAGGCGCUCCAGGACGGCGUCAUCAACUCGAUCCAGACGCUGCGCGACCAGCUCGUCUCGUCGGCCGAGGAGCCGGACGGCAGCGGCUCGUAUGACCCCGAGAUGGAGCCCGAGGAGAUGGGUGAGGAGAUGAUGGAGGAGCAGGAGGACAUGAUGCAGGAAGAGAUGAUGCCUGCCUCCGCGCCGCCACCAGCCCCGGAGCAGCCCGAGACCACCAACAGUCCGGUCACCUUCAUCACGCUCAGCACCGCCGCCCAGCCGGCCUCGCACAAAGCCUCGAUGGUACACGACAUGAUGGACAGCAUGAAGGACUCGGAGGGCGGCGCCAUGGAGCCGGUCACGGACGCUCCGCGGGUCACCGAGCCCGGCUUCCGGCCGAUGCCGUCGCUGCGGCCGCGCCCGAUCCCCACCAUCCUCUCGCAGGAGAACGCCGCUCAGCUGGGCGUGACGCUCACCACGGAGCCGACCACCACGGCCGAGCCGCCGGCCACGGCCGCGCCCGACGCCCAGCGCCGACCCACCGUGUUCGUCAACAACCGGCCCGUGUUCCCAGCCACCACCCCGGCGCCGGCCGCCAGCGCCGAGACGCCGGCCCCGUCACCGGAGAAGGCGGCGACUCCGACCACCAGCCGGCCCGCCUCCAGCGCGGUCACCACCGAGCGGACCACAGAGGCAGCGCCUGCCACCGAGCUGCCCGCCGAGGGUCCGGUCACAGAGGUGGCUCAGGGCAGCCUCGGGGUGAAGGUCACUACCACAGACAACACCAAGAUCGUCCUCAAGGACACAGCGCCGGCGGCGGACGCAGGAGCGCCCUCUGCGGCCGAGACGACAACCACCACGACCACGACCACGACCACGACGGCGGCUACAACGACGACGACCACUCCUGCGCCGACGUUCCUGCAGGAGCUGCAGAGGCAGCUGCCGCUGAUGGGCGCCGUCAUGGUGGCCGGCACCGCCGUGCUCGGCACCACCGCCUUCCUGGCCUUCGGCAAGAGGCGGCGCCGGCGACGCAGCGCCGAGAAGUCGGCCUGGCCCAUCGACCUGGACGCCAUGCUGGACCAGCUGCUGACCGCCGAGCAGGCCCACGGCAGACCGGAAGACCAGGAGGACCACAGCGGACCGGAAGACCAGGAGGACCGCAGCCAGCCGGCCGCCGAGGACCGCAGCCAGCCGGCCGCCGAGGAGGACCACAGCGCCCCGGCCGAGCCGCGGCACUCCAAAAGCGAGCUCAGGAAGCACGGCAAAAAGUAUGUGCCCGCUCGAUCGGCAAAGAGCAAGUCGAAGCCUCAAUGAUUAACUAGUGUCCAGCGUUUGUGUCGGGCAUGUCUGUGUAUGUCAGCUACAUAUAUCUCAUGAGUGAGGUCCCUUGGUGACGUUGUUGUCUCUGUAACGCUUAGGAUGCAGAAUCCCUGAUGAAAACGCAUGCUGCAAAUUGUCGCAAAUUUUAUCUUAAUGACCCGGACAAGAAUGAAAAUAGAGUGCAAGAUUGGUAGAUAAAAUGUCGGUACCUAUCAAGCGUAUUUCUUUCAAGGAGCUAUUUUACAGCUUGUGUCGCAGCGUUUCCCGUUAGGUACUGUAUUGUUACGUCAUCGAUGUGAAAAAGUAUUAAUGUGCAUUUGUUGAGUUACGCAUCAUUAUUUAUUGCUACAUCAAUCCUGUCUUGUUAUUGUUAGUGUUUUUAUUAUGUUUUAUUAUGUUUUGCGAUUUAAUAAACUAGACAAUCGCAGAAGGGAGAGUUUGGAAGAGC